CUAAAACUUCUGUCACCUGUCAUGGAUUUAAAAUAGUGCGCUAAUGUCACACCCAAGGUGCAAAUCUACCCCAAUUCUGCCGCUACCCCUUUAGAUUAUCCAGGCAAGCACUCGAAACCCGUUUAAACACACAUUCUGAAAAUAUCUCUGACCUCAUUGGACUAUUGGACAUCUUGGCACGAAAAUUGAUUGACCUCCCAAAAAAAGAUGGCUACGCAAGUGCUAGUGGAAGAGGAGUUGGGCCGAAAAUGGGACCGGUGUUUUUCGGAUUCAUUACUGAAAUUCGGCGGCGGACUUGUCCUAGGCUCGGUCUUUUCCCUGUUAUUUUUUAAGAGAAGACGGUGGCCCAUUCUUCUAGGUGGCGGCUUCGGCGUGGGAAUGGCAUACUCGAACUGCGAGCGAGACUUGAACGCCACCAUUCGUGAUCGAAGCCUCUAAUCCAGCGCCUCAUUAGUACAUUAGCCUAUUCCUACAAACAUCUUUUGGUAGAGUGUAAAUAAAUGGUUUAGUUGUUUAA
Molecule: messenger RNA, 517 nt
Organism: Zophobas morio
Lineage: Eukaryota; Metazoa; Arthropoda; Insecta; Coleoptera; Tenebrionidae
Product: MICOS complex subunit MIC10-like
Exons: 2
Coding region: 208-438 (76 amino acids)
Cellular component (GO): mitochondrial inner membrane; MICOS complex; mitochondrion
Source: RefSeq, a predicted model, not a curated record